Messenger RNA from Thlaspi arvense, 2576 nucleotides. Lineage: Eukaryota; Viridiplantae; Streptophyta; Magnoliopsida; Brassicales; Brassicaceae. The record is from the annotation of a GenBank genome assembly.
UAAUUAUUGUAAAAUUUUCUCAACUGAAAAUAAAUAAAUUAUGCCGUGGAUUUUCUGAAAAUCUGAUCUCGGUGAUAUAUUAUUAUCCACUCUCUACUUCACUGAUACCCGCCAACGGAAAACCACCAUGACAGCUUCCGUCGCCGUCGCGACGGGUUUUCUCCGUUUACCUUCAAUUCAAAAGUCUCAACACUCUUCUAUUCUCUUUACUCGGAAUAGAAAUCUUCCAAAGAAAUCUUCAGUGAGACCCAUUUCCAUUUCCGCAUCAAGCGCAGAACUGCCGGAAAAUGUUCGUAGUUUCUGGAAAUGGCUCGGGGACCAAGGGGUCGUCUCCGGGAAGUCCGUCGCGGAACCCGCGGUGGUACCGGAAGGUCUGGGACUUGUAGCCCGGCGCGAUAUCGGAAGAAACGAGGUCGUAUUGGAGAUUCCCAAGCGGCUGUGGAUAAACCCAGAGACUGUAACGGCUUCCAAAAUCGGACCUUUAUGUAGUGAGUUAAAGCCGUGGGUUUCAGUAGCUCUGUUCUUAAUCAGAGAGAAGUACGAAGAAGAUUCUUCGUGGAGAGUUUAUCUUGACAUUCUUCCUGAAUCCACUGAUUCUACCAUCUUCUGUACAGGUCAGAAGAGGAGCUUGCUGAGCUCAAAGGGACUCAACUGUUGAGCACCACAUUGGGUGUGAAAGAGUAUGUAGAGAACGAAUUCUCUAAACUGGAACAAGAGAUAAUACUGCCUAACAAAGCUCUCUUCUCAUCCCGCAUAACACUCGAUGACUUCAUCUGGGCAUUUGGGAUUCUAAAAUCGAGGGCUUUUUCCCGCCUCCGUGGCCAAAACCUUGUCUUGAUCCCUCUCGCAGAUUUGAUAAACCACAACCCCGCGAUAACUACAGAAGAUUAUGCAUAUGAGAUCAAAGGAGCUGGCUUCUUCUCUAGAGAUCUCUUGUUUUCAUUGAAGUCACCUGUUUAUGUUAAAGCAGGUGAGCAGGUAUACAUUCAGUACGAUAUGAACAAAAGCAAUGCAGAACUUGCUCUAGACUACGGUUUUGUGGAACCAAACGCUAACCGGAACACGUAUACUUUAACAAUCGAGAUACCAGAAUCAGACCCGUUCUUUGGGGAUAAGUUGGAUAUCGCUGAGACAAACGGGAUGAGUGAGACCGGUUACUUUGACAUAGUAGAAGGCCAGUCUCUUCCCGCUGGCAUGCUUCAGUACAUCCGGCUUGUGGCUCUCGGCGGUUCGGAUGCGUUCUUGCUAGAAUCUAUCUUCAGAAACACCAUAUGGGGACACCUUGAGUUGCCUGUAAGCCGUUCAAACGAGGAACUUAUAUGCCGUGUUGUCAGAGAUGCCUGCAAAUCUGCUAUGUCUGGUUUUAGCAGCACCAUUGAAGAGGAUGAGAAGUUUCUGGAAGAAGGAAAGCUUGAGUUUAGGAUGGAAAUGGCUCUCAAGAUAAGGAUUGGUGAGAAGAAGGUACUUCAGCAAAUCGACCAGGUCUUCAAGGAUAGAGAGCUUGAGCUUGAUGUGCUUGAGUAUUACCAGGAGAGAAGGCUCAAAGAUCUUGGUUUGGUUGGGGAGCAAGGAGAAAUCAUCUUCUGGGAAUGAGAUUUUUACCUUAGCUCCUAUAAUUUAGUUUGUUUAUUUUAAAGGCUUUAAUAAGUGAGCCCAUCUCAAUAUCUGAAAGAACAAAAUGAAAAAAAAAUAAACAACCCUAGAAAGGCCCUUUUGGUAUAAAAGCCCAAAAGCUUUUGUCGAUCGUCGUCACCAUCUUGGAUCCGUAAUCUGUUACCGUAAAAGUAAUUGUAUCGUCUUCCUCGUCGAAGCUCCCUCAUCGUUUUCGCUGCAACCAUGUCGGACGAGGAGCAUCAUUUUGAGUCUAGCGACGCCGGAGCGUCCAAAACCUACCCGCAACAAGCUGGAACCAUCCGUAAGAACGGUUACAUCGUUAUCAAGGGUCGUCCAUGCAAGGUUGUUGAGGUUUCAACCUCAAAGACUGGCAAGCAUGGUCAUGCUAAAUGUCACUUUGUUGCUAUUGACAUUUUCACCAGCAAGAAGCUUGAAGAUAUUGUUCCUUCUUCCCAUAAUUGUGAUGUUCCUCACGUCAACCGUACUGAUUAUCAGCUAAUUGACAUUUCUGAAGAUGGAUAUGUCAGCUUGUUGACUGACAAUGGUAGCACUAAGGAUGACCUUAAGCUCCCUACUGAUGAUGCUCUGCUCCAACAGAUCAAGAGUGGGUUUGAAGAUGGAAAAGAUCUAGUGGUGAGUGUGAUGUCAGCGAUGGGAGAAGAACAGAUCAAUGCCCUCAAGGACAUUGGUCCCAAGUGAAAACGACAAAAGCUUUUGUGUAUCAACAAUGGCGUUUACAGGGGAGGUCACUGUUUUAUGAACCUUUUUAAUUAUAAUUUAUGUGACUCCCUCUCUCUUUCUCCAUCAGAGAUUCUCUUGUGUUUUGGUUUCUCUACUUUGGAAUUUAAAAACCUCUGUUACUAAUGAAUGUCUCAUCGUCUUCAACUCCUUCUUCUUCUUCAUGUUGUUUGAAUUUUUGGCUUCCCAACAGUAAAAUUGAACAUAAUUAAUGAACUAUACGG